AGCAAUCCGUCCAUUUUCUUUCUCCCCUCCAUCCAUCCCUCUGUUCUCCGAUUUUCUCUUUUUCUCUAUCAACUCAACUAUCGCAUGAUUUCGCUAUGAAGGCACAUCGCUCUUCAUCCCCUUCCCGGAUCCUCAAAGCCGCCUCGAUACCCAGAACCGCUACCUCAAGGUCUCGGUCAACUUCUCCAUCUGCCGCUUUCCGCAAGUUUGCAACUGCAGUCAGCAUCCCUUCCCCUCAGUACCUCUCCAUUCGCCCGCCCAACACCCCCGCAGCUCCAGCUGUUCCAUCACCACUGUUCACCUAUGGUAACACGUCACCCGUGAAUGAGGACCUCUUCCGUUAUACGUCAGGUCGAUGGCUCUACAAUGAGGCAGAACAAAUGGCUCAACGCUACGUCAAGUUCGAUGUGGCUGCGCUCCACCAAGUCAUCGCCUCCGCUACCGGUUCGCACGUGGUGUCGAUGGAAAAGAAGGAGGGCUUGUUCAAUAAGUCGUUCAUGGUCAAGCUUGCGAAUGGAAAGCAGGUUGCAGCGCGCAUCAAGAACCCCAUCGCCGGUCCUGCGCAUUUAAUGACCUCGAGUGAGGUCGCCUCGAUGGAUUUCGUCAGAAACCAUCUUGGAAUUCCAGCCCCCAAGGUGCUUGCAUGGAACUCUAAAGCGGAGUCCAGCCCGGUUGGGGCCGAGUACAUCAUCAUGGAGACCGCCAAGGGAGUGGAGCUUGGCAGCGUCUGGCGGACGAUGGACUCCAAGCAGAAGAAGAAUGUCGUCACAUCCCUCGCCGCGCUCGAGCAGAACAUGCUCAACGCCAAGUUCUCCCAGUAUGGCAGUCUCUACUACAAGAAUGAUCUCCCUGAGAUGAGUCGCGCCCGUGGCAAGCUCCUCGCGUCUGGCUCUCGCAGCUUCGGCAACACCGAGAAGUUCACAAUCGGGCCGAUUGCUUCCCGGAACUUCUACGAGGACGAGCGUGGGGCGAUGAACCUCAACCGUGGACCAUGGUCUACUCCCGAGGAGUACCUCAAUUCGCUUGCCCUUCGCGAGGAGGCAUGGAUUUCCAAAUUCGCCAAGCCCAACAUCCACGACGACCCUUUCCGCAACGUGUCCGGACCCCAGCAUCAGGAGGAGCACCUUCGUGCUCUUGAGCAGUACCGUUCCAUUGUUCCCGCUCUUGUACCCUCGUCCAAGAAAGUCCUUUCGUCGACUCUGUGGCACCCUGAUCUGAACCCCGGAAACGUUUUCGUCUCUGACGACGAGGAGCGCCGGGUCGUCGGUGUCAUUGACUGGCAAGGCUGCUGGGCUGGCCCUGCUUACCUCCAGAUGAGCGCUCCAUCCUUCCUGUACGCCGGUGACGUCGAUUCUGGCCUCGAGUUCCCCAAGCUCCCGGAGGGCUACGAGACCAUGAGCGCCGACGGGCAAUCUUUCGCUCGCGAGCACCACCGCGCCAAGAUGCUGUACAAGCUAUACGAGAUCAAGCAGUUGUACCCUUACAGGAUCGACCAGCGCGAGACGCGCACUAUGCCCGUGCGCGCGGCCGGCCGCACGUGGAAGGACGGUGUCCUCCCGCUCCGCCUCGCACUGCUCGAUGUCUUCGCGCAGUGGCACGAACUCUCAACACCGGACGUGCCGUGCCCUCUCCGCUUCACGCGCGACGAGGUCCGCCAGCUGAAGGAGCAGCGCGACCGCUACCUCGAUUGGCACGACCUACUCGAGGACAUGCGCGCGACGUUCGGCCUGCGCCUCUACGGAUGGGUCUCACCGGACGAGUACCCGUCCAAGCGCGCGCUGCUUGAGGGCACGCGGAGUCGCCUCCCAGUCUCGCUCACGAGCGAGCUCGAUGCCGUUUUGCCCGAGGACUGGUGGCCCUUCCGCGACACCGUUCCCUCGGCUAUCGCCAUGGCUGCGUAGACGGCGCUUCUUCUUAUUUGCUAAAUUUUGGGCCUCGUGGAUUUUUGGCACUAGACUUCUUUUCCUCCCUUGACUUAUUAUUUAUCCUAUCCUUCUUCCCUUGUCCGUCUUCCUCUGCCCGCAAUAUCACCCCACCAUCGUCACCCUCGCACCGCAUCGCCUUUCAACUCCAUCGGCACCGCCUCUUGUAAUCCUUGAACAACAUCGCCUUUAUCAUCCACACUCCAUCCUCAUCGUCAUCUUACACAUUCUGCGCAUGAUCUCUUUUUCUUCUCUUUCUUGAUCUCGAUUGUGUUGGGUGGCGGGGAUACGGACCAGCUUUUCUUUUUUCUUUCAUAUAUAGACGAAAUCACAUACUACGUACAUGCAUACGUAUACGUUAGAUCCAUGGAUAAUCCAGACACAAUUGUCGACAGCCAACUUGUAGAUCCCUAUAGAGUUUUUCUUCUUCACAUGCACAUACAACCCCCUUUUUUCCGCACCUUUUCUGAUGUCUGAUUAACUCCUCGUCUGCGGGAUUUUUGGUUAGAUUUGGGUCCUUGUUCACUGUAAAUAGCCUCCCCAUUUUUCUUUUAUCCCCCUCCUUUUCCAUAUCACUCUACC
Coniophora puteana RWD-64-598 SS2 is the source of this 2504-nucleotide messenger RNA. RefSeq lists its product as uncharacterized. The coding region runs from base 96 to 1901 and encodes 601 amino acids. The record is from RefSeq and is a predicted model, not a curated record. The transcript is spliced from 4 exons. Gene Ontology annotation, cellular component: mitochondrion. Lineage: Eukaryota; Fungi; Basidiomycota; Agaricomycetes; Boletales; Coniophoraceae.